UCUCCAUCUGCGCCAUAAAGGAAGAGUAGGGUUUGCCUCACUCCUACUUCCUCGAGACCCUGGCUAUGCGGGUGAAAGUUCAAGGGGGCGUACCGGCGAAACAUGGAUGUCAAUCAGGCGAAACAAGAGCAUCUUCUUGCAUUGAAAGUGAUGCGGCUGACUAAGCCAACGCUUUUCACCAACAUGCCGGUGACGUGUGAGGACAGAGAUCUUCCAGGUGACCUGUUCAACCUGCUCAUGAAGGAAGACCCAUCGACCGUUAAAGGAGCAGAGAGCCUCAUGCUUGGGGAAAUGCUCACGCUUCCUCAGAACUUUGGUAAUAUCUUCCUAGGUGAGACAUUCUCCAGUUACAUCAGCGUGCACAACGACAGCGCUCAGGUGGUCAAGGACAUCCUGGUAAAGGCAGACCUACAGACCAGCUCUCAGCGCCUGAACCUCUCUGCAUCUAACUCUGCUGUGUCAGAGCUGAAACCAGAAUGCUGCAUCGAUGAUGUUAUCCACCAUGAAGUCAAGGAGAUUGGGACACACAUUCUGGUAUGUGCUGUCAGCUAUACUACGCAGUCGGGGGAGAAACUCUACUUCAGGAAGUUCUUCAAGUUUCAGGUGCUCAAGCCGCUCGACGUGAAGACCAAGUUCUACAAUGCCGAGAGUGACCUCAGUUCUGUGACAGAUGAAGUCUUCCUGGAGGCUCAGAUCCAGAACAUCACCACCUCUCCCAUGUUCAUGGAGAAGGUGUCUCUGGAGCCCUCGUUGAUGUACAACGUCACGGAGCUGAACACCGUGACAGCGGGGGACUCUGGUGAAUCAACCUUUGGCAAGAUGUCCUACCUGCAGCCCAUGGACACCCGCCAGUACCUGUACUGCCUGAAGCCGAAGCCAGAAUUUGCGGAGAAGGCUGGCGUGAUUAAGGGUGUGACAGUGAUCGGCAAGCUGGACAUCGUGUGGAAGACCAACCUGGGGGAGCGAGGCCGGCUACAGACCAGCCAGCUUCAGAGAAUGGCUCCUGGUUAUGGAGACGUGAGGCUUUCCCUUGAGCUGAUCCCGGAUACAGUCAAUCUAGAGGAGCCCUUCGACAUCACAUGUAAAAUCACCAACUGCAGCAGUGAAAGAACCAUGGAUCUGGUGCUGGAGAUGUGUAACACCAGCUCCAUCCACUGGUGUGGCGUCUCAGGGAGGCAGCUGGGCAAAUUAAGCCCCAGCUCCUCGCUCUACCUCCCUCUGAAACUCUUGUCUUCUGUCCAAGGCCUCCAGAGUAUAUCGGGACUGAGGCUCACGGACACUUUCCUGAAAAGGACGUACGAGUAUGACGACAUCGCACAGGUCUGCGUGGUGUGUCCGUUUAACGGACUGGACAGCUAGGCCCCCUCCCAAAGUGUGGCACUGUGCACCCCAAAGGACCAACUAUGGAACGCUCUGCACUCUCCCUCCUGCAUUUCGAUGACCUUGUUUUAAGAUGUAGAAUGUUUUAAUUGUCAAAAAAAUAUUUUAUUUGUAAAAUAUCUGAAUAAAGUCUUAAUGGUAA
Brienomyrus brachyistius is the source of this 1522-nucleotide messenger RNA. RefSeq names its product trafficking protein particle complex subunit 13 (gene trappc13). The record is from RefSeq and is a predicted model, not a curated record. The transcript has 13 exons. Gene Ontology annotation, cellular component: TRAPPIII protein complex. Bases 103 to 1359 code for a protein of 418 amino acids. Lineage: Eukaryota; Metazoa; Chordata; Actinopteri; Osteoglossiformes; Mormyridae.